AUGCCGAAAGAAAUCCGCGACAUCAAGCAGUUCAUCAAAAUCACCCAGAGGAAGGAUGCCUCUCAGGCGCGUAUAAAGAAAAUCGCAUCCAAGGUCCCCAACGGCAAGACGCAGACCAAGUUCAAGGUCCGCUGCUCGCGGUACCUCUACACCCUCUCCAUCGACGACCCAGAAAAGGCCGAGAAGCUUAAGCAGAGCCUGCCCCCUGGUCUCACCGUCAUCGAGGUCGACAAGCCCAAGAAAAAGUAA
Molecule: messenger RNA, 249 nt
Organism: Psilocybe cubensis
Lineage: Eukaryota; Fungi; Basidiomycota; Agaricomycetes; Agaricales; Agrocybaceae
Exons: 4
Coding region: 1-249 (82 amino acids)
Biological process (GO): protein-RNA complex assembly; translation
Cellular component (GO): ribosome; cytosolic large ribosomal subunit
Molecular function (GO): structural constituent of ribosome
Source: RefSeq, a predicted model, not a curated record